AUGGCUCAGGACAUGGAGCUGGCUGCCGAGCUCGUGCCGGAUAAGAUCGGAGACAUAAAGAUUCCUACGGAGUUGCCCGCCGAGCUACCCUCUAUGUACACUCAUGCUCUCGGAACCGGCUACUACCUCACCCAUGGUAUUCCUCAUGCCAGCAACACUCUCAUUAAUAACAUUCUGGACAAUGAGGAAGCGGAGGCCCGUAACUUGAUCGAUGUUCGCUCUGCGGUCAAGAACGGAAGACGUCAGAAAAAAGCGCUUGAGUACAAGCGUGCGCAGAAUGCCAACUCUUUCCUUAUGCACGUGUACGGAAAUGCGCGCGAGGGUAAGGACCAGUGCAAGAACUGCAUCAAGGGCAAUGGUCCGUACAACACCUGUGUUGUUCUGGACGGCUAUGCUAGCUGCGCCAACUGUACAUACAAUUCCGGCGCCUCCAACUGCAGCUUCGCCCCGUCCCCCUCGAAGCGACCUGCCGCAGAGAUUUACACUUCCGCCCCGAGCAGUAAGAAGUUGUGCGUCUCCCGUGCGGAGUAUGACUUUCUCAACGCGGUCCGUGGCGUUAAGCCCAAGCACAUACGACUCAUUAGAAAUGCGUUAGUUUCUGUCGCAGACAAGCUCGCUGAUGUUAAGUACGAUGAGAACGAAAACAUCGAGAUCGAGCUUUGUCACGACUAA
This is a messenger RNA of Colletotrichum truncatum, 672 nucleotides long. RefSeq lists its product as uncharacterized. Lineage: Eukaryota; Fungi; Ascomycota; Sordariomycetes; Glomerellales; Glomerellaceae. The record is from RefSeq and is a predicted model, not a curated record.